Quercus robur (English oak) is the source of this 959-nucleotide messenger RNA. RefSeq lists its product as uncharacterized. Gene Ontology annotation, molecular function: zinc ion binding. The transcript has 2 exons. Bases 395 to 751 code for a protein of 118 amino acids. The record is from RefSeq and is a predicted model, not a curated record. Lineage: Eukaryota; Viridiplantae; Streptophyta; Magnoliopsida; Fagales; Fagaceae.
UUUUAUUUAGGCGGAAAUAUUAUUUUCGUCCUUAUUUUUCCAGUCCAUUCCUAUUUUGAUCCUUAUUUUUUAUUUUUAUCGCUUUUAGUCUCUAUUUUGACAAAUGCAUUUUGUUGUGGUCUCUACCGUUAUCUCAGUGACAGAAUUUUCCUAGGUGAUAGACGGCGAAAUAAAAUAUUGUUUUCUUUAUUGCAACAUGUCAGUGCACUAUCUCUACCUCAGCUUCCCACCAUUAACAGACCCAUGUGAGCCUCACAUGAAUUCCUUUCAUGUGUGUAAAGCUCCUCUCCCACAUAAAAGCUCCCAAACCAGUUGAAAUCCCUAACCCCUAAAUUCACGACCCCAACUCCUCUCCCACAGCACUGCCCAAACAUCAUUCUCAUGAUUUGAGCUCAUGGAAUCAAGCUCUAUAUCAACUGGUGGAAGCUUGAAGAAAAGAGGCCCAACCACAUGCUUCUGCUUUAAAAGACCUGUGCUAGUGGUAUCAUGGACACCUGAAAACCCUAGCAGAAAGUUCUACAACUGUCCAAAUUUCUGGGCUGGACAUAAGUGUAAAUUUUUCCAAUGGCGUGAUGAUGAAAUCCAUGAGCGUGGUAAGGUGCUGAUCCUAGAGCAGAAGCAAUGGAUACUAACACUUGAAGCUGAGGUUGUAGGCUACAAGAAGAGAGAGAGGAGGUUGCUCAUCUAUUUGGUGUUGUCUCUAGUGAUAAGUGGGAUGAUGCUCUGUGUGAUCCUAUCUUUGGUUGGUUAGAUAGGCGGGGUGAACAUGGUUAGAUAGGUGGGUAGGAAUUAGUGUUGGGAUUUAGUAGAAAAUGCCAAAAUUUUUAGGGUCCUUUUGUAAGUUUUGGUAGUUUGUUAGGAAGUGGUAUGUGUUGGGAAGUGAUGCUCUGUUUUGGUAUGGUUUGGUAUGUGGUUGUAUGUUUUGGCAGUGUGAUUCCAAUUAGCAUUGGAACACCUAA